Messenger RNA from Chiloscyllium plagiosum (whitespotted bambooshark), 2162 nucleotides. NCBI's taxonomy places the organism in Eukaryota, Metazoa, Chordata, Chondrichthyes, Orectolobiformes, Hemiscylliidae. The record is from RefSeq and is a predicted model, not a curated record.
GUGGAAGAGGAUGCGAUGGGAUUUGACAGUGUGUGCAACGUGAAUGUGAGUUGCACGGUGGUCUUGCUGUAUCUUCUUCAGACUGGUGGUGGUGGGAGAUGGAAGGGGAAAAGCAAGAAAUGGCGUCAGAUGCUGCAGUUUCCCCACAUCAGCCUGUGUGAAGAGCUGAGACAGACAAUUGUGAAGGACUACAAGAGUCUUUGUGAUGAGCAGCCCAUUGGGAGGUUACUGUUCCGCCAGUUCUGUGAGACCCGGCCAGAGCUGUGUCACUGUGUGCAGUUUCUGGAUGCCAUGGCUGACUACGAGGUGACUCCAGAUGAAAAGCGAAAGGAUUGCGGUCAGUGCCUUGUGGACAAGUUCCUCGACCCCAAGUCUCCCGAGUAUAUUUCGGAGAUACCCAGCAACAUGAAGAGUCAUUGUUUGCAAGAGCUGCAAAAUGGAGCCUGCAAGGAGCUCUUCAAGGAAUGUCAGAAGUUGGUCCACGAUUUCCUGAGUGUUGCACCUUUCUCUGAUUACAUGGACAGUUUGUACUUCAGUCGCUUCCUCCAGUGGAAAUACCUGGAGACGCAGCCUGUGACCAAGUACAACUUCCGCCAGUACCGUGUGCUGGGAAAGGGAGGCUUUGGGGAGGUCUGUGCCUGCCAGGUUCGAGCCACAGGGAAAAUGUACGCCUGUAAAAAGCUGGAGAAGAAACGAAUCAAAAAGCGGAAAGGAGAGGUCAUGACUUUAAAUGAGAAAGAGAUUUUGGAGAAAGUGAACAGUAGGUUUGUAGUGAGCCUGGCCUAUGCCUAUGAGACAAAGGAUGCUUUGUGCCUGGUCUUAACCCUGAUGAACGGAGGAGAUCUCAAGUUUCACAUCUAUCACAUGGGCGAGGCUGGCUUUCCGGAGCAACGUGCCAUCUUCUACGUGGCCCAGAUCUGCUGUGGUCUUGAGCAUCUGCAGAGAGAGAGGGUGGUUUACAGAGAUUUGAAGCCAGAAAAUCUGCUCCUGGACGAUCACGGUCACAUUCGGAUAUCGGACUUGGGCCUGGCUAUGUACGUGCCAGAGGGACAGACAGUCAAAGGCAGAGUGGGCACUGUGGGCUACAUGGCUCCUGAAGUUGUAAAGAAUGAACGUUACACAUUCAGCCCUGAUUGGUGGGGUCUGGGUUGCCUGUUUUAUGAGAUGAUUGAGGGGCAGUCACCGUUUCAACAGCGCAAGAAAAAGACCAAACGGCAGGAGGUGGAACGGCGAGUCACGGAGGAGCAGGAGACCUACUCUGACAAGUUCUCAACACAAGCAAGUUCACUGUGUCAGCUGUUACUGAGGAAAGCCCCUGAGGAGCGGUUAGGCUGCUGUGGAAGGGGUUCGUAUGAGGUUAAGGAGCAUCCCCUAUUUCAAGACAUAAACUUCAAACGGCUUGAGGCAGGAAUGCUGCAGCCUCCAUUCGUACCUGAUCCACAAGCAAUCUACUGUAAGGACGUGUUGGAUAUUGAGCAGUUCUCUACAGUGAAAGGAGUGGAACUGGGGCCUGCUGAUAAUGAUUUCUACGCCAGGUUUGCCACAGGCUCUGUCUCCAUCCCCUGGCAGAAUGAGAUGAUCGAGACAGAAUGUUUCAGUGAGCUGAAUGUUUUUGGGAGUGAUGGUUCAGUGCCCCCGGACCUGGAUUGGAGGGGUCAGGCUGAGCCCCCACCCAGGAAGGGGUUACUGCAGAGACUGUUCAGUCGCCAGAAAUGAGCUCUCAAUACGGGAUAACUAAAAACAAGUUGAUAAUCCCACAAUCAAGCCUUUGGUGAAAGACUCAGUAAACCAAGAAAGCUAAACUUCAGGAGCAUUCCACUACUACCUGCUACAGCUAUCAACACAUCCACCGUCAUUAACCUACACUGUUUAUUACUGUUACUAACUGCCAUAACAGCAACAGGGCCACCAUUACUAACGUACACUGCUUACAAUUUUAACCAGCUAGCUGACUUAACUAACUAGUGAAAAGUUCUCACUAAAGUGCCACGUCAUCAUAACAAAGUUUGUCACUAAACAUUGCCACUUUUAUACUACAGCCUGAGAGAGAAUCUGGGUCGACCAUUGAGCCCACUACCUUACUGAGUACUAUCGUGACUGAUCUCGUGCUUCACCUCCACAUGCCGAUCAGUGUUCCAAAUCCCCUCAGUCCUCCAGAGACC